AUGGCGCACGCGGCGGGCGGCGACCGGGGGGACGGACGGGCAGGACACGGUGCGCUAGGUUCCCGCGGCAGCUGUCGGAGAAAGAGCGCGCGGCGCUGGCCCCCGGAGCCUGGGGCUGGCGGGCGCAGGGCGGGCGCAGGGCGGGGGCGGCUCCGCCCAGGCCGCGUAGCUGCCGCGCGCCCCGCCCGGCCCCGCGCCGGGCCUUCGGCUGCUCCCCGCCCGGCCAGCGGGCGGAGGGUCACGGCCUCGAGUGCCCCCAGCCCUCGCAGAGGUCGAGUCGGGUCGGGAGCCCCGGGUUCUCCGCAGCUCCGCCCCGGACCCCCGCACCACCCACCCGCCGCCGCACCGCAGCUCCCAGCCCCGCGGCCGGCGCUCGGUGAGAGGCAAGCGGGUUCCGACCGAACGCGAACGAGGCAAACCCGUGCUUUGUCAGCCAAAGUUGCAAAGUGCUGUGCGAAGCCGACCCUCCGAGGUGAAGUAACUGAGUCUGCCUGCGGCCACACAACUGACAAUGCUGCACCUGCACCGCUGCCCGGACUCCCUGCGAGAUCAUCACGCGGGGCUGUAAUUGCGAUUCAAGAUUCAAGACCUUCCGAGAAUACUUGUCCUGCAGGCUGGAGUUCGCCGUGGCUUCUGACCGCCCCCGACAGUUCCGACCUCAAGUCCGGGAGCAGGCUGAGGGCUAAGUGCACGGGGCCCCAACACCUGUGUUCCCAGCCCGCCUUGCCGUUUCCAAAGGCGCUCCCGGACUCCUGCCCUCAGAGCGCGCUCUCCACGCACUGCUCCUACCUCUCUCGAGUUAAAACCCAAAUCCUUAAAACGCGUAUAGGGCGAAGCCAGGAUGGUCCCAGCUCCCUCCCUGACCUCCUCUCCUCCUCCAACCCACUCCCUCCACCCUGCCUCAGGGCCUCUGUCUAGACUGCCCUCCCCCCAGACUUCCCCACUGCGCCUUUUGUUCGAAUGUCACUUUUCAGAGAGGCCAUAUCUGAAUGCCAUUUAAGACAUGCUCUCCAGAAUGUCCUGCUACUUUCCCCUGCCUGAUUUUUCUCCUGUGUAUUGAAUACCAUCUGACCAGCUAUUUUAUAAACGGAUGUGUCCCGCCUCGUCCCCUACCAUCAGUUCCAUGAGUGUUGCACCCCAGUGCCUGGCACAUGGUACUCCACAGCUGUGAUACACCUGCCAUUAGGACCAUCUACCCUCUCUUGGCCCCAGUGCUUUAGCGUUUUUUGUUUUUUGUUUGUUUGUUUGUUUGUUUGUUUUUGGCAUCCCUGGCCUGGUACCGGCUGCAGCACAGUGCUAGUGUUAAAUGCACUGCUCAGUCUCCUUGUGAUCCUGGAGCGCCCCAUACUUGUCUGCUUGCCACACAGCACAAAUGCCCCUGUUUGAGAAGGGGUCACUUGCUUUUAGACUUCAAAAUGGAUGUGCCUUCUAUCCAACCCUCUAGCCAUUUUGCAUCCUGAUACUCUCUUGAAUCUGAAAAAAGGAAUGGAGUUACAGCCAAUAACCAGCUGCCUGUUGUAGCAACAUUAAAAACACUGCCUCUUUGAUUAAGAGUCUGUUCAUUAGAAAGCUUGUUGGUGUUUCAAGUUCCUGCAGAAUCUAGGGGAAUCACUACAUUCUGAGUGUGCCCGGAGAUGUGUACCCAUCUUGAAUACUGUGUGUCCAAGUAGGAGAAGUUGAAAAGCCCCAGCUUCUGUGCUUCCCUGGGUUUCCUGUUACCCUGGAGGGGUUACAUAGUAGAGUCAGGGAGUGUGAGUCCCUACAGGACUACACAGGCAAGAGUCUCAGUGGCUUUGUUGUUCCAUCUUAUUAGUGCAGUCUGGCUCGACAUCGCAAGAGUUAUGAAAUAGUCAACACUUUGGCUCAGCCAUCCUCUUUCUGGCUCGGACCCAAUGGACAUAAUUUAGAAGGAGAAAAAAAGUUGUAUGUAUACAGAUAUUUGUAGAUGAAUUAUUGAUAAUGGCAAAACAGCUCAACCAAUAACAGAAAAGAAGUUAAAUACAGUAUGGCCAUAGGAGGGAACUGUGAAUACUAUAAGGACACAGGGACAUGUUUCAAAAUAUGUAAAAAGAACAGAACAAAAUUAUGUCAUGUUUAAAAAAUAAAAGCUGUAUCGAUCAAUUAAAAAAAUAGGAGAGAGUACAAAAGCUUUGUAUUAGUAGGUAGAGUUGGGGACAAUUUUUAAAGUAACAUCUUCCAGGGCAGUGCUGUGGCAUAGUGGGCUAAGCCCCUGCCUUCGGUGCCCAGUUCGUGUCCCGGCUGCUCCACUUCCAAUCCAGCUCUCUGCUAUGGCCUGGGAAAGCUGUAUAAGAUGGCCCAAGUUCUUGGACCCCUGCACCUGCUUUGGGGGCCCAGAGGGAGCUCCUGGCUCCUGGCUUCAAAUCAGCUCAGCUCCAGCCAUUGCAACCAUUUGGGGAGUGAACAAGAGGAUGGAAGACCUCUUUCUCUCUCUCUGUCUUUAACUCUACCUUUCAAAUAAAUAAAU
Molecule: messenger RNA, 2485 nt
Organism: Oryctolagus cuniculus (rabbit)
Lineage: Eukaryota; Metazoa; Chordata; Mammalia; Lagomorpha; Leporidae
Source: RefSeq, a predicted model, not a curated record